UUCAAUCUCAACUCGAGGACGUGCAGACAUGCUUACCGCGAAGACGAUCGUCGGCUAUGUGCUGCCUGCCUUGGCCAUGAUACAGGUCUGCUUGGGUGCGGAGGCGAUCCCGCACGCUCCGGACUGGCCAUUUGAUCUAACGACGCUGACUGCGCCCGACGGAUCGGUCACCGCGAAGUUCGUGUCGUUCGGCGCAACGAUGACCGAGCUGUGGGUGAAGGACCGGGACGGAAAGGCACGCGACAUCAUCCUUGGGUACGACGACAACACGGAGCUGUUGACCGACCCCGCACACCCGGUCUUCAACCCAAUCGUAGGCCGCUACGCCAACCGGAUCAAGAACGGCACGUUCUCCAUACCCAUCACGAAGUUUCCUCAGCCAGACGGCCCGAACGUCUUCCACAUUCCCACCAAUGACCACGAUGGCCAGGACACGCUACACGGCGGCAUUUUCGGCUGGGACCGGCGCAACUGGACGAUUGUCGAAAAGACGAAGACGAGUGUCACGUACCUCCACAUCGACGAGGCAGACGAAGGCUUCCCCGGAACCGUAACAGCUCUUGCCACACAUUCCGUGGAGAAUGGCGGAAUCCUACGGACCACUGUUCACGCAACCGCGACAGAGAAGACACCAAUCAUGUUGACGCAACACGUAUACUGGAACCUGGACGCAUUCCAGGGCAGCGAGGAUAUUCUUGGACACAAGCUGCACGUCGAUGCAUCUCGCGUAGUCGCCGUCGAUGGUGAUGCUGUCCCGACGGGGCCUUUCAUCGACGUCGAGGGUACCGCGUUUGAUUUCCGCACCACGCAGGCCAUUGGCGAGCGCUGGAACGAUACCUUCGACUUGUGCGGAUCAGGCUGCCAAGGAUACGAUAACUGCUGGAUCUACGACCACUCCGAAGAGGUGAAGCCCGGCCUCACGCUCUGGAGCGACGUGUCCGGAAUCAGACUGGACGUGACCACGAACAACCCGGCCGUACAAGUGUACACCGCGUUCUGGCUCGACACGCCGCGCAAGAAGGUGCACGGCGGCCCGUCCCUGAACUACACGAAGUGGACCGCGGUCGCGAUUGAGCACGAGGGGUACAUCGACGCGAUCAACACGCCGGAAUGGCAUGUCGACCAGAUCUACUAUCCCGGGAAGGACUUCAACUGGGAAACGACGUACAAGUUCUCGACGGUGCACUGAGAUGCACAACCUGUCGUCUGUCGCGGUGUCGCAUACUGCACUUCGCUGUGGUUGUUGUAUUCUGGCCUGACUUGCUCGCGCGCGAGGGGGUAAGACAAUGUAUUUCUUGGAUGUUAUACGGAGCAGUGUG
Molecule: messenger RNA, 1319 nt
Organism: Trametes versicolor FP-101664 SS1
Lineage: Eukaryota; Fungi; Basidiomycota; Agaricomycetes; Polyporales; Polyporaceae
Product: galactose mutarotase-like protein
Exons: 11
Coding region: 29-1189 (386 amino acids)
Biological process (GO): glucose metabolic process; beta-D-galactose catabolic process via UDP-galactose, Leloir pathway
Molecular function (GO): carbohydrate binding; aldose 1-epimerase activity
Source: RefSeq, a predicted model, not a curated record